Anopheles maculipalpis is the source of this 2931-nucleotide messenger RNA. RefSeq lists its product as uncharacterized. Bases 1 to 2931 code for a protein of 976 amino acids. The transcript is spliced from 6 exons. Gene Ontology annotation, biological process: cellular response to growth factor stimulus; BMP signaling pathway; protein phosphorylation. Gene Ontology annotation, cellular component: signaling receptor complex; plasma membrane. Gene Ontology annotation, molecular function: ATP binding; transforming growth factor beta receptor activity. The record is from RefSeq and is a predicted model, not a curated record. NCBI's taxonomy places the organism in Eukaryota, Metazoa, Arthropoda, Insecta, Diptera, Culicidae.
AUGUAUCCCGUACAACAUGUCCAUCGAGAUGAGUAUUUGAAAGGAAACAGCAAACGAGAUGCGAUGCCGAUGCGAAAGCACGUAUUUGCGUUCAGACUUGUGCUGAUAUUGAUAUUGAUGCUGUUCGUGGAUGGACAAGCAGCAACUCCAAUAAAAAGUCGUUGUCUACAGUUUGGCACAACAUCCACCACCAACACGCAGCAGCAGAAUGGUCAGGAUUUUGUUGACGAUUACGAUAGCUACGACGAUCAGCCAGAGCCUUCGGAUGAGCCCGUGUUUGACAAAAAUAUCUCAACAGUCGUCACAUGCUCCCGGACAGCACCAUUUUGCUACACACUUUGGACGUUCGAUACGGUGAAGAAUGCGAGCCGAGUGGUUGUGCAAGGAUGCUGGGGUUCGACGGAUGAUCAGGAAUCGUGCAGCAAUGCCGAAUGUGUCAGCACGACCGAAACACCCACGAAACAUUUUUUCUGCUGCUGCAGUGGCGAUAAUUGCAAUGGAAACUUCAGCUACCUUCCACCACCAACAACGGCCGAUGGAUUAAGCAUGCGGGAGGAGAAUGAAAACAUUACCCCAUUUGCACCGUACACAUCGCUCUGGAGUUCACCGACGGUGUACAUCUGCUUUGCGCUGGUGUUUAUCAUUAUGCUUGGUAUCGUUGGCUUUAUCAGCUGCCGACAGCUGCCAAAAAAGGGUGUCGCUGAGUUGUUGGAGCAUAUGGAACCGUCUGGGCCGGGAUAUAGCUCGAAUCUCUAUAAUGUCGAUAAUCUGAAGCUGGUAUCGAUGAUUGGACAGGGCAAAUACGGAACUGUUUGGAAAGGCAUCGUUAACGAGCAGCCGGUAGCGGUGAAGAUCUUUGCCGCUCAACAUCGGCAGUACUUUCUCAAUGAGCGUGACAUUUACACGGUGCCACUGAUGGAAUCUCCGUCACUUUUAACGUACUUUGGAUCCGACGAACGACGAACGCUGGAUGAUCGCAUCGAAUAUCUUCUCGUACUGUCCUUGGCUCCUCUCGGUUGCUUGCAGGACUGGCUCACGGAUAAUCGCGUGCCCUUCAGCACAUUCUGUCGCAUGGGUAAAUCCAUCGCGAACGGACUGGCACAUCUGCACACCGAAAUCCGCAAAGGUGAUCUAGUCAAACCGUGCAUCUGCCAUCGCGAUCUAAACUCUCGCAACAUUCUCGUCAAAUCGGACCUUUCCUGCUGUAUCGGUGAUCUUGGUUUUGCACUGAAAACAUUCGGCGCACGUUACGAGUAUCGUGGUGAAAUUACACUUGCCGAAACGAAGAGCAUCAACGAAGUCGGCACGGUACGCUACAUGGCACCGGAAGUGCUUGAGGGUGCCGUAAACCUGCGUGACUGCGAAUCUGCCCUCAAACAGAUCGAUGUGUACACGUUGGCGCUCGUACUGUGGGAACUGGCCAAUCGGUGUGAAGAUUUCUACCCCGAAGGCACGCCCGUGCCGGAGUAUCGUGCACCGUACGAAGAGUACGUUGGCUCUAAUCCCAGCUUUGAGCAGAUGCAAGUACUCGUCUCACGCAACAAAGCAAGACCCUCGUUUCCAGCACAUUUUGGCGCAAAUAUCGUAACACAGAUUGUGCGCGAUACUUGUGAGGAUUGUUGGGAUCAUGAUGCAGAAGCACGGCUAACGGCCAUGUGUGUGCAGGAACGCUUGCAAGAGAUCGCACAGAUAAACCCGCGUGCACGGAGCAUGCCGGUGAAAGCUUGCAGUCAUGAUGAUGGGACAGCGCUGGAAAAGACCCAACUGUAUCAGUUGGAAAACGAUGGUCAAACGAUGGUUGCGAUGAUGGGCCAGCAUCAUCAGCAACGGUACAGUCCGGAUGGGACGAUCGCUUUCAUGACACCUCCAAACCAACAGAUCAUUCCACAGGUGCCCCCGGCGGGCUAUAGAGACGAUACGACGGGAUCGUACAAAUACGGAAAACUCUCGGCAGGUAACAGCUCAACAACAAAUAGCGGUGCGCCGUCAUCCUCCCAGUCGGAUGAGGACGAACAGCAGCAUACGGGGCGCAAAGGAAAUGCACCAUUAAUUCAGAAGGAAGUAUCCUUCAGCGGCAGUACCGGAAAGGGUCUUCUUGGUGGCAGUGUGAAGGUAAUGCUGCAGAAAACAUUCCACAAGAGCCACGGACAUAACGGCUCCUCUCUUGGGUACGACGGUGGGCAGGAGGAUGAUAGUGACGAUCGUUCCAAUCUGGUGGUGGUGGUCGAAUCUAGCGUUCCUUACCGAAAUGGACCACUUUCACAAGAGGAAAUUCGAAUGAACCAUCACAACAACCAGCAGCAACAGAAUGUACCGUGUGGAACUGCUGAACGGCCAACAAAUCUCGAUCUCGGUACCGGUAAGUACGAAAGUAACUUACUACUUCACGAACCACAUUCCGUGGGCAAUGUCCCUUCCGCCGAUGGCACCGUAAAUCAACGGGGAAGAGUCGAGCGUUACGCUAAAGCACUCGCUGACGCUGACUUCACCCGACAGUCGUUUGCCAUACUGGAUGAGGUGGAUGGAACGUUGGAUAGUAGCACCACAGUAGUGCCAGCCGAUCCCGACGCAGCACACCAGAAGUUGCGCAUCGUCAUCUCCAAAUCGGCUAAUGCCAUGCAUCCGCACAAAGGGACACACGCACGGCAAGCAUCGGAAAGUUCCGCACCACCGUUUAUGGACGAUCGAUCACUCAAAAGGCAGCGUUCGUUGGAAGUUUUUCAGGAAGUGUUCGGACCGAAGGGCAGCAUCGAACGGCUGCGAAAUCCUAGUCAACGGGUCAAAACGCCCGGGGAUGUGCCACCGUCGGUACGGAAGGUGCGUGCAUCCAAAACACUCUCACUGUACGACGAUCGUAUGAUGUACGACGAUCGUAUGAUGACGGCUACGGUGGGAACCGGGAGCGGAAAUCGACUUGCAAACUCGGUAUAG